AUGGGCUUUGCCAGAAAGAGAUCAAUGCCAAGUCUCAUUGCUGGUGUGUCGAUGUCGGCUUUGUAUUUCACUGCUGGCUAUCUGCUCAAGAAUAACAUGGAGUGGGGAAUCCAUACUGCACUAGCCACCUCAGCGGUCUUGUGCGGAGCGGGUAUCAGCAGAUCGCUGAAAGUCGGGUUCAAGCCUGUCCCGGCUUCGCUCACCGUCUUGGGAGCCGCUUCCUCGGCAUACUAUGCUUAUAAAUACACCCAGUUUUACAUGUGA
Molecule: messenger RNA, 264 nt
Organism: Ogataea polymorpha
Lineage: Eukaryota; Fungi; Ascomycota; Pichiomycetes; Pichiales; Pichiaceae
Exons: 1
Coding region: 1-264 (87 amino acids)
Cellular component (GO): membrane
Source: RefSeq, a predicted model, not a curated record